AAUCAUAAUUUUGUGUUGGUUUGAUUUAACACAGGUACCGGCUUGUAUCCGUCUAAAUUAAGGCAGGCUAUGGUUCCGAUCAUAACGAAAGACGAAUGCACGCAAAUCUACAGCCAACCUAACGAAAUUACUAGCAAUAUGCUGUGUGCUUCUGCUAGCCAAUCGGAUUCGUGCCAAGGCGACAGUGGUGGUCCGCUCGUCGUGCAAUCUGACGACGGUUCUUGGACCCAAGUCGGCAUCGUUAGUUGGGGAUACGGAUGCGCGGAUCCAGAAUAUCCUGCAGGUGUGUACGCGAACGUACCAGGGCUAUCGAGGUGGAUUAACAAAUAUAUGGGGCAGAAGUGAUUUGCAUAUUUUAUAUACAAAGUUUAUAUAUUCUAUAUACACGAUUCGGUUAGUGGAAAAUGUAUUAUUAUUUUUCUUUGA
Molecule: messenger RNA, 426 nt
Organism: Daphnia magna
Lineage: Eukaryota; Metazoa; Arthropoda; Branchiopoda; Diplostraca; Daphniidae
Product: trypsin-4-like
Exons: 3
Coding region: 70-345 (91 amino acids)
Biological process (GO): proteolysis
Molecular function (GO): serine-type endopeptidase activity
Source: RefSeq, a predicted model, not a curated record